CGGUGUGGCGGCGUGCUGGGGAYAGUGUGUCGCUGAGCCGCCGCCCCKGGCGGGCUGGGCUCCGGGGGAGGGAGGGUCGGUCCCGGCGGGCGGGGUCGCGUCCCGGGAUCGCUCGGGCUCGCAGCCCCGGCCGUGCAGGAUGGUGGAUGUGUUCAGCGGGCGGCUCCUGGUCAGCAAGGAUGGCCGCAGCGUGGACCCCGAGGAGGCCCUGCAGAACAAGGUCGUGGGCUUGUACUUCUCCGCCGGCUGGUGCUCGCCGUGCCGAGACUUCACUCCCGUCCUCUGCAACUUCUACACGGAGCUGCUGGAGGAGACUGAGCCACCCGCYCCCUUCGAGGUGGUGUUCAUCUCCUCCGACCACAGCGCCGAGGAGAUGGUGGGCUACAUGCACGCCAUGCACGGAGACUGGUUAGCCCUGCCCUUCCACGACCCCUACAAGCAUGAUCUGAAGAAGAAAUACAACAUAACAGCAAUUCCUAAACUGGUGAUUGUGAAACAAACUGGAGAAGUCAUUACUGACAAGGGAAGAAAACAGAUCAGAGACAAAGGGCUAUCCUGUUUUCGGAACUGGCUUGAGGGUGCAGAUAUCUUUCAAAAUUUUUCUAGCUAAAAUGUUGACGCAUGAGAGCAAGAAAAAGCAUCGUGGAAACUUAGUAGAGCUCUAAAAAACUCUUGUUCUGUUAAGAAUGUGAAGAGUAAGGCUUAUUUAUUUAUCUUUGCGUGUAAACAAAUUUUGGUUUUGACUUGAAGACCAGCUAUUCCAGUGUCAUAAAAUGCAAUAAUCGUCUUGUUUGUAUUGUUCUAUCUGCUGCAUUCAGUAUGAACCAAAGCAUUCCAAAUAAUACUGAAGAACUUCAGGAGAAUAGGCUGCUUAGACAGUAAUACAAAACUGUGAAAUCUAUGCAAACACCUAGUUUGCAAAGUCGAUACAGUAAAAAUAAAUGCAAAAGCCCWAUUUACUUGAUGACAUUUUUUUCCAGAUGAUUAGAACAUUUGAUUAAGAAAUGAAAUUGUUUGCUUUAAUAAAUAACUG
This is a messenger RNA of Malurus melanocephalus (red-backed fairy wren), 1033 nucleotides long. RefSeq names its product nucleoredoxin like 2 (gene NXNL2). The record is from RefSeq and is a predicted model, not a curated record. Gene Ontology annotation, biological process: photoreceptor cell maintenance; sensory perception. The transcript has 2 exons. NCBI's taxonomy places the organism in Eukaryota, Metazoa, Chordata, Aves, Passeriformes, Maluridae. Bases 140 to 610 code for a protein of 156 amino acids.